UCAAGUUGAAUCAAAACUAUGUUAAUUAGGUGCUUAUUUUGAUAGUUCGUGAUACCUUGUAUUCUUUUAUGCCGCACAUUCAAAGGAUAAACUCCAUCCGAACAUCAAUAUCGGAAUUCAAUCCGGCUUGCAAUCAUGUCAGUGAUGAAUCUCAUUCUCACAGCAGUAUUUAUACUCAAAAAUAAUUUUUAUUUAAUUAUGGCCCACGGUGUCACCCUGGGUGGAAAUACUAUACAACACAAAAUACACAAGAAAGGACUUACAACUUCUAAAUACGAAACAACCACCAUGAUGGAGCCAAUUGAGUAUGAGCUUCAUAGAGAUAAAAUAAUUCCAGAUCUCCCAACUUUGGAUAAAUGUCCGGAGCAUCUCUUGAAAGUGGUUUACGAAGAUGAGUUUACCGUUUCUUUUGGAAAUACUUUAAGGUCGGCUGUAGCUACUGUGGUUCCAGAAAAGGUGUCGUGGUGUAACGAUGAGCCCAAACUCACAUUCCACACAAUUGUUUUUGUCGACCUUGAUGUGAUGUCACAAGAACAACCUAUUGAGAGGGAGUGGCUACACUGGAUUGUUGGUAACAUCCCUGACGACAGGUUACAGUCCGGGCAGACAAUAGCAGAGUACCUUGGACCAACACCAAUGCAUGGUAACGGGACUCAUAGAUAUGUUUUCCAAUUAUUCAUCCAAAAAAAAGGAAAAAUACAUUUUGAUGAACGCCACCUAGUUGGUCCUACAAGGCCUUUGGACUUCCGAAGAGCUCAAUUUUCAUCGAGAGAAUUUGCCAAGAAGUAUGACCUGGGCCGACCUUAUGCGGUGAACUACUUUUUGAUCACGUGGCCAGAGGAGCCAGAAUCUUACGAGGAGGAUGAAAAGCCAAUACCACCUCCACCUCUACCUACCAGAGAUCAUAACCUCAAUUUCACCGAUGAACACGAAAGUUAAAAGCGAUACGCGUAAGACCGCUCCCGCGUUUUGACAGAAAUUUAAAUUCAUUGAUAUCUGCUUCGGAGGGAAGGACCAAGGUCCCAGGAGGAGAAACUAGGUGGACAAGCAUAUGGAUUUUGGAAGUUGCAGUUUUCUUUUCAUGGAUAUAUUACGGGUAGACCCCGUUUUCCGGGCAAAUCUAGUCCUGCCCGGGCUCACCUGGGCGCAACUAUGAGCAUCCAAUUUUUGCUGGGCUUAUCUAGAUCUCUGCCGUGCAACGUAAACACGCCGUAAACGCCAUUUUACGUUUUUUGGAAACAAUGUAUCAUCGUAGAAAAACUUGUGUACCUUAUGGGUCAAUAUUUUUACAGAAUUCUUUCGCAAAUACUAUCAAAAACAUGGGGGAGGCUGCACUGGUUAUUGGGACGGAAUUCCAAGCUGUCCCUUGAUAACAAAAUUCUCCUGUACAAAUGCAUUUUAAGGCCCAUUUGGAGUUAUGCCUGCAUGUUCUGGGGAUGCGCUGCAGACAGUAAUAUCAAACGGACCCAGACUUUCCAGAAUGUGACUCUGAGACUGAUGGUUAAUGCCGAGUAGUAUAUCAAAAACUCUGAUAGGACUUAAGGAAUUAAGCAUAGUGUCAGUGAAGAAUCACAUUCGAUAUCUGACGGAAAACUAUGAACGCCGCUUGGGUUUGCAUCCUUAUAAAGAGGCCAUAUUCCUCCUCGAUAGCUCCAACCUACUUCGCAGGCUCAUGACCUGAUUUCCGAUUUUGUAUAUGACUAAUUUAGUCAAUUUUCUCUAUAAGAAUUAGUAACUCAUUUAGUGAACUAAAAAGACAUAUUUCUGUGUAUACACGGUUUAUUUACCUAAUCUCAUUGUAUGUACAGUAUCUAAUUUUGUCUAAUUUUAAGUGAUUAGGCAAUUGUCUUUGUAGAGAGUUAGCUAUAUUUUUUUAAGAUUACUUUAAGUUCUUCUCAUGUUUUCAUCUUCUUCACCUCUUACUCACUCUUAUCAUUAGUAGUUAUGUAUCAGAACUAUUUAACUAAAUAACGAUUCAUUUCAAUGUUGCCAAAUUUCUCAUCUCAAAUUGCAUUGAGUAGGAGAUUCUGCGACAUUUCUGACAGAGAAUAUCACUGAUUUUUGCUCAGAUUUUAUGCAAACAUCCGAAAAUUGUUGAUAAAAAUUGCACAAGUGCAACUUUGUAAAAUAAAGUAACUGUUUGAGUCUA
This is a messenger RNA of Bemisia tabaci, 2149 nucleotides long. The record is from RefSeq and is a predicted model, not a curated record. NCBI's taxonomy places the organism in Eukaryota, Metazoa, Arthropoda, Insecta, Hemiptera, Aleyrodidae.